Linum trigynum is the source of this 315-nucleotide messenger RNA. Lineage: Eukaryota; Viridiplantae; Streptophyta; Magnoliopsida; Malpighiales; Linaceae. The record is from the annotation of a GenBank genome assembly.
AUGGCUUUUGCGUUGCUGUUAUGGAGUUCAUCGGAGGCAGCGGGCACCAUUAUUGAGACGGCGAGAGAACGAGGACAAGAUUGCGGCGGAACCUUGCUUCACCGCUUCCAUCGCGUACUCCACCUGGAACAGCAGACUGAGCCUUGUUCACGCAAGCGAGGACCACGUGGGUCUUGGAUCGGAGCCCAAUUGCGGCGGCGGGAGACAACCCUCCUGAUUAAGUCCCUGCUUGCGGUGGAAAGUUGCUUCCGGUUGAAAGUGAAGGCUGACAAUUGCUACCGGGGUGAGGCCGAGUGGGGUAGAGUAAAUGUCUAG